This is a messenger RNA of Penicillium diatomitis, 2238 nucleotides long. RefSeq lists its product as uncharacterized. The record is from RefSeq and is a predicted model, not a curated record. Bases 1 to 2238 code for a protein of 745 amino acids. Gene Ontology annotation, biological process: protein dephosphorylation. The transcript has 2 exons. Gene Ontology annotation, molecular function: protein tyrosine/serine/threonine phosphatase activity. Lineage: Eukaryota; Fungi; Ascomycota; Eurotiomycetes; Eurotiales; Aspergillaceae.
AUGGGACUCGAUGGCGUUCUUAGUCCGAUUCGUGUUCUUCAAGAGACUUUGGAUCUGAAACGUUCUUCCGAUUGGCCAUCGCUUGCGACCGUUCAGGAUCUGUAUCACUCCGCACGCAUCGCGGCCCAAGAUAUAUCCUUGCUCUCAGUUGCCGACUCUUUUCGUUCUCUCUAUCGAAAUGGCACCCUGAAUUGGAGCCAACUGGCCGUCUUAUCUACUUGCGUGAUCACGAUGGUCGGGUGUGGUGUAUUUUCAUCUUUCGUGUGGCGGAAACGAGUCACAGACAAGACCCGACCUGGUCUGGGACUGCGCAAGCGAUCAGCCAAGUCUCCGACCAAGAUUCUCACCUCGUCGGACGACGAUUACGAAGACGACGACUAUGACAGUAACAGCUCUCUUCGUCAUGGCGCUGCACCGCAUCGCCAGGCAACUGCAUGGUCCUCACAUCCCCAGCAACAAUCCUCAGAUGCUUUCAAGACAGAUCCCGGUAUUCUGAAGAAGUUCACGACCUACAGUCCCUACAUCACCUCGGUCGCGACAUACCCGGCUAUUCGAACGUUCUUCUGCCCGCAUCCAAAUCUCAGCCGCCUCCCAGACAAGCCUACUCCUCUUCCUCUGUUGGUCUUCGUCCAUGGACUCGGUGGGUCUUUGGCGCAGUUCCACCAUCUUCUCACUAGUCUCUCGAAUGUCGGCUCGUGCUUGGGCAUCGACCUUCCAGGCUGCGGUCUGUCCAAAUUCGCGCCAGACGACUGGAGCGCCUACACGGUGGAGGCCCUGGCCGAAUUACUUGCAGUCGCGAUCGAGAACCAUCGGGACCGAGAGAAUGACCAGGGUGUGAUUCUUGUGGGUCACAGUCUUGGUUGCUCAUUGUCUGCACUGCUGGCGUCGUCUGCGUCACCCAUCGGCAAGGACUUGAAACAGCAUAUUCUAGGCAUGGUUGCUAUUUGUCCCAAAGCAUCCCCCCCGUCGGAAGCGGAGACUGCAAAGUUCCAGCGCCUACUCUCGAUCCCAGAGCCGAUCUUUGACCUGUGGCGUCUAUGGGAUCGUCGCGGAGGAAUUCAUAGCACGAGUGUUCGUCGCAUGGUUGGACACCACGCCGACGAAGAGACACGGAGUCUGCAAGUUCGUUUCAACAAGCAGAGCCGAACCAGUGUUUGGCGUCGCAUGGCUUUCGGCACGCUUCCUGAGUACAAAGACGACAAAGUCACUGGGGGCAUGCCUGGUGAGAGGAUAUGGGCCGCUGUUCGAAUGCCGAUUCUGCUAGUUGCUGGUGAGGCGGAUUCUGUGACCAAGCCAGAGGAAAUUCAGAAGCUGCUGAAGUAUUUUGGUGAUGCAUCUGUCCACACUGCAAUCGAUACUACGGAUAGUAGUACCAUUCCCGAUGCCUCGCGCGUGCAUGAUCGGAAGGCAGCAACGGCCACGAGCCUUGCUGACGAGGAAAAGUUUGGCCUACAGCCUGCCAACAGCGAGAAAGUUAUUGAGCAGCCGGCAAACAACCAAGGCCGCAAGCGAAUUGUCAAGUCGGCUAUCUUGCCUGCGCCUGCUUCUCAUGCCCUUUUGUACGAUCGGGCGACUUAUCGUACCUUAUCUGGUAUUAUCCAGGAUUUCCUGAGUCAACAUGUUGAUGAACGUCUGGGUCUGGGAUGGCAGCUGCAAUACAUGAAUACCUCGGGCAAAUGGGACGUGAAAAAUCUUGCGAAGUGGCAAAAGGUGGCGCCCGUCUCGAAGCCCAUCGCAAACACAUUUGCUGCCAUGAAGAUGCUUCGUGAGGUAGACGAGGAGCACAACCCCGUUCUUUUUUCUCAGAAAUACCGUGGUCGCAUCCAUGCUGUCAUUGACAUCAGCCACGAGAGUCCAGUCUACAAUCCGAACACUAUGGAGAAGGGCGGUAUUCAUUAUCACAAGCAUCCGACUGUAUCCAAGAUUCCCCCGACUCCCGAUGAGACUCGCGACUUUAUCGCCCUUGUCGACAGACUGCAGCGGGAAAUCGACGACCUUGUGGAAAAACGCGAUGAUACGACUCUGCCGCGGCCGCUGGUGGGUGUUCACUGUCAUUAUGGAUACAACCGCACGGGCUUCCUGAUCACCUGCUAUCUGAUCGAGCGCUUGGGUUAUGGUGUGCAGGAUGCGAUCGACGAGUUCAAUUCUUGCCGCCCCCCUGGGAUUCGGCAUGGUCACUUUGUUGAUACACUUUUUGUUCGCUAUUGUGUGGGACUCAAGAGAGCUCCCACUCUUUAA